Molecule: messenger RNA, 1169 nt
Organism: Parus major (Great Tit)
Lineage: Eukaryota; Metazoa; Chordata; Aves; Passeriformes; Paridae
Product: histone H1oo
Exons: 5
Coding region: 167-1036 (289 amino acids)
Biological process (GO): nucleosome assembly
Cellular component (GO): nucleosome
Molecular function (GO): DNA binding
Source: RefSeq, a predicted model, not a curated record
CCCAGCUUCCACCAGGGCUUCUACCACAGCAAUCAGCAGCUGCCAAGCAGCACCUGCAGCCAGGCUGCUCUUCAGAUAAAUUGGAUGGAGGUGAGCUGGGUGUGGUGGGAGGAUUUGUGGUGCUGUGGGUUGAGGUGCCUGUGACUGCCUGGGUUUGUGCACUGCCAUGGAGCCUCAGCUGGCAGCCAAAGCUGCUGGCAUAGCCCAGCGCUGUCAGGCCCAGCACCCUCCAACCCUGCAGAUGAUCAAGGAGGCGCUGCGGGCCCAUGAUGAGAAGAAGGGUGCCUCUGUUGUUGCCAUCAAGCGUUUCAUCCUGGCCAAGUACCCCACUGUGGAUCCCAUCCGCCUCAAGUACAUGCUGAAGCAGGCGCUGAGUAAGGGGCUGAGCUGUGGGGACCUGGUGCGGCCCCACAACUCUUCUGCUGUGGGGGCCACUGGCACCUUCAAGUUAGCACUGAAGAAAUCACGGCACAAGCAGCAGCCGGGCCAGGCAGAUCCUGACAGAGGACAGACCCCAAAGCCAGGACAGGAAGGGACCACCAAGGCUCCCCAGGCCCCCGUGGCAGGAGCACGACAGCGAGGUGCCACCAAGCAGCAGCCAACAGCCACCAAGCAGCAGCCAAAGGUGAAGCCCGUGAAGGCCCAGCCACGAGCAGCAGAGAAGCCCAGGAGUGACAGAGCGAAGCAUCCCCAGUCUGCUGGCCGGUCCCGGGCUCGUGGCCCAGGGCCUUCAGGGCCCCCCAGCCAACGGCAGGGCCCCCGGAAAGGACACUCGGGACCCAGCACAGCUCGGGCUGCUGAGAAUGCAGGAGGGACUGAUAGCGACAGUUCUGCAAGUGCUGGGGCAAAGGGGCCCCAAAAGGCCCCCAAGGGAAAGAGCAAGGGGAAGGUGCCCAAGGGGGCACAGCAGGAUGCCCCCAAGGCACAGGGAGGUCAAGAUCAAGCAAAGAAGCCCCGGGCGACUCCAGGAGCUGGGCAAGGGAAGGCCAGGCUGAAGAAGGCAGUCCCCGUGGCAGCAGACAGAAAGGCCCCAUAGGGAGCUUAUUACUGCUUCAGCUGGCCUCAGGCCCUUGGGGUCUGGACUGCUUUCAGUCCCUAGGACAAGUUUUAACUCUGUGUUCACCUUAUCCUAAUAAAGCUUCUUCACUUGCCUCAUGGAAUGGCAUGAC